Messenger RNA from Egretta garzetta (little egret), 1434 nucleotides. RefSeq names its product proline and serine rich 2 (gene PROSER2). The coding region runs from base 1 to 1434 and encodes 477 amino acids. NCBI's taxonomy places the organism in Eukaryota, Metazoa, Chordata, Aves, Pelecaniformes, Ardeidae. The transcript is spliced from 3 exons. The record is from RefSeq and is a predicted model, not a curated record.
AUGGCAUUCUGUGCUGCAUCAGGAUCGAUAAGUCAAGAGGGUGUGAUGCCUAGAAAUCUCAUCUCAGAGUCUCCUGAAAUGGCAUCCGAAAUCUCUCCAAAGCACGCACUUGGGAGCAUGGAAAGGGGUGGCGGCGUGGAAAAUCGUGGCAGCCAAGCUAGGUGCAGAAAUCUUGCCUUGGAUGAUGAGAGUCUGAAGUACUUGACUCAUGAAGAGCAGGAUGUUCUCAUGUUCUUUGAGGAAACCAUAGAUGCCUUAGAAGAUGACUUGGAGGAGCCGGUCCUACGUGACAGUGGCAUCCACUGCCAGUCCCCAAGGUCAACGGACGAAAAUGUGUCCAGUCAUUCAGAGACUGAAGAUAUCAUUGACUUAGUACAGUCAACACCUGAGAGUAGCGACCACGAAGGCCCUCCUAGCAGAGAUGCAGAACCAGUGUUGGAUGCUACCUGGAGAACAGAGAGCCCUAAGCCAGCUGUACCUGCUGACCUUCCCCCACAACCCCCUGUACCACCACCACCACCACCGAUGUCUGAGACUCUUCCGCUUCCUCCUCCUCCACCACCUCCUCCAGUGCAACAUCCAAAAUUGCUUCGCUCUGUCCCCACUCCGCUCAUCAUGGCCCAGAAGAUGUCUGAGCAGCAGAUGGAGAGCAGGGCGCGCUUCCCCAAUGCCCUCAAGGAAGGGAGUGCAGACAAGAAGAAAACCCUAGUAGCCAAUGGUGAUUAUUUUGUGGCUCCCAAGCACCCUCCUGCACCUGCACCCAAACUGCACCGGUUCCCGAGCAACAUCAACAUAACAAAUGUCAGUGGCAAAGAAUUCAAUGAGACGAUUUCAAAAGCAGCAGUUAACGUCCAGGAGCGGAGAGCUCAGGUGCUGGCCAACAUAAAUGGAGGAGCUUUUCUGGCAGCUGAACUGGAGGAGAAGCUGCAGAAAAAUGACUUCUUGUCACGUAAUAGAAGUUCUUCCUUAAGGGAUCUCUCCUCUGAGCAAACACGAUAUGAGGCCCUGACAAAACUUGGCCUAGUUAAAGGAAAGCCAGCUCAGGACCAAGUGGACCAUGCCCCAAGCACUCAGCAGCUUGAUGUGCAGCCCAAACAGGCAGACGCUGUUCCCAAUGGAUAUCAAAACAUCCACGAUAUUUUAAAAAGUGAGCCCAGCCCUUUCCUUCCUAUGGGCAAAACUGUAACAAUCAAACCAGAGGUAGCUCUUGCUGCUGACAAGGCCAGCAGCACGCAGCAGAACACAGCAAAAAGUUUUAAUGAUUAUAAACAACCUAGUCUAAACCUGGAUAUGAGGAGGAGAUCAGGUUCGCUGCCUAGACCUUCAGGAUUUCGAUCCCAAGGGGUAACGGUAAAGUUUUCUGGCCGUGGCUCAACAGAAGAAGCUAGGAGAGAGGCACUUCGGAAACUGGGACUACUGAAAGAGACUGCAUAA